Molecule: messenger RNA, 4814 nt
Organism: Scomber japonicus (chub mackerel)
Lineage: Eukaryota; Metazoa; Chordata; Actinopteri; Scombriformes; Scombridae
Gene: trappc10
Product: trafficking protein particle complex subunit 10
Exons: 23
Coding region: 85-3885 (1266 amino acids)
Biological process (GO): early endosome to Golgi transport; intra-Golgi vesicle-mediated transport
Cellular component (GO): TRAPPII protein complex
Molecular function (GO): protein binding
Source: RefSeq, a predicted model, not a curated record
UCAAUGCAACUGCUCACAUAAGCACUUACUAAUAAUAAAGCUGUGUUUGUAUGUCAUUUCCAUGGAGUGCUGCCGCUAACACAUAUGGAGUGUCAAGAGGAAAAGCCGAUCAUCUAUACUAUGGAAAACAAGCCGAUUGUAACAUGUGCUGGAGACCAGGGCUUGUUUACGUCUCUCUAUACCUCAUUGGCCCAACAGCUUCCCCGGGAGCCAAUGGAGUGGAGGAGGACAUACGGCCGAGCUCCUAAAAUGAUCCACCUGGAGGCUAACUUUGUUCAGUUUAAAGAGGAGCUGCUCCCCAAGGAGGGUAACAAGGCCCUGCUCACCUUCCCCUUCCUCCACAUCUACUGGACUGACUGCUGUGACACAGAGGCAUAUAAGAGCACGGUGAAGGAGGAUAUGCUGCGCUGGCAGAACAGCUUGCGGACUCACAGCUCAGCAGACUGGGUCAUCAUCGUCGUGGAGACCAACGACACGAAGAAGAAGAAUAAGACCAACAUCCUGCCUCGCUCGUCCAUCGUGGACAAGAUCCGCAGCGACUUCUGCAACAAGCAGAACGACAGGUGCGUGGUGCUGUCGGAUCCUCUGAAGGACUCCUCCCGCUCUCAGGAAUCCUGGAAUUCCUUGCUGCUGAAGCUGCGGACCCUCCUCCUCAUGUCCUUCACCAAGAACCUGGGCCGCUUUGAAGACGACAUGCGCACGCUCCGAGAGAAACGCACACAGCCUGGCUGGAGCUUCUGUGAAUACUUCAUGGUCCAGGAGGAGCUUGCCUUUGUAUUUGAGAUGCUGCAGCAGUUUGAGGACGCCCUUGUCCAGUAUGAUGAACUAGACGCUCUUUUUACCCAGUACGUCCUUAACUUUGGAGCUGGAGAUACAGCCAACUGGCUUGGCUCGUUUUGCGCUCCGGUGCGAAGCUGGAGCGGCUUACUGCUGCGGCGGCCCAUCGACAUGGAGAAGAGGGACGGGAUCCAGCGAGGGGAGGCCAGCCUACUAGACCUGAGGAGCUACCUGUUCUCCCGCCAGUGCACUUUACUCAUCUUCCUCCAGAGGCCCUGGGAGGUGACUCAGAGAGCACUGGAGCUGCUGCACAACUGCGUCCAGGAGCUACGUCUGCUGGAGGUGUCGGUGCUGGAGGGGGCGCUGGACUGCUGGGUGUUCCUCAGCUGCUUGGAGGUUCUACACAGGAUCGAGGGCUGCUGCGAUCAGGCCCAGCUGGCUGCAAACUGCUCCCACACUGUCGGCCUGUGGGCCUACGCUACUGACAAGUUGAAGUCUCUGGGUGAACUGUGUGGCCUGGUGUCAGAGAAGGGUCCCACGUCUGAGGACCUGAACAGGACCGUGGAUCUGCUGGCUGGACUGGGAGAUGAGAGGCCUGAGACUGUCAACAGUCUGCAGAGCCCUUACAAGAAGCUAAAAGAAGCGUUGUCAUCAGUGGAAGCUUUUGAAAGGCACUAUCUCGAACUAUCUCAUGCUGCUAUGGAGAUGUACAGGGCCAUCGGUCGACUGAGGUCCGCCAGACUGGUGGGAAAAAGCCUGGCUGAGUUCUACAUGAGGAAGGGGGACCCUGAGAAGGCAGAGACCUUCUUACAGGAAGCUCUGAAGUCGUAUGUAUCAGAGGGCUGGAGUCUCCCCGUCACUCACACCAGGAAACAGAUCGCUGAGUGUCAGAAAGUGCUGGGCAGAACUGUAGACUACCUGCAGACCAGUGCCUUGUUGGCAGGCGAUGUGAAUCUGACCACAGAGGAGAGGAAGCACUUUUGUCAGGAAAUUUUGACCUAUGCCGGCAAGUCUGGAGAUCAGUCUAACAAAGUGUCUCUCAGCAUGGGCGUCUUCUCUCAGCUCACGCGGCUACAGUUCCGUCCAGCCACAGCUUCCGUUCACUCCGGAGCCGUCCUGCAGGUGGAGCUCACCCUGCGAUGUCUGAUGCCCGUCUCGGUGCACAUACAGCAGGUCGCCGCCAGCAUCCACUUCGACCUGGAGCACGCAGGGACUCACGGGAGAUCCAAGGGAGCUCAGAGACAAACAAACCCAGGGACAGUAGACUUUAACCAGGUCAGCUCGUCGGCGGGGCCCCCCUCUUCCUCUUCCUCGGUUGGGGGCCCCCCUUUAGAGCUGGACGAGAUUCAGGACAGGAGUCCGUCGGACAAUUCUCUCAACUCGGCGGGGGUUGUGUGUAAGAACACUCACCUGAUCAUGCGUCGCCAUGACAGCAACUCGCCGCCAGACACACCCAACUGUGUCAGCCCUCCUGCUGUUACUAUGAAGGAAGGAGCACAGAUGCUGAAAGUGCAGGAUGUAACGUUAGAGCCUGGAAAUAACAGCAUCGUAUUUACAGCACCAAGUGGACAGCCAGGUACUUACACGCUACGUCAGCUGUGCGCCACAGUAGGUCAGGUGCAGUUCGUGCUUCCUCACAUCUACCCAUCGGUCCAGUAUGAAGUCUAUUCUCAGGAGCCCCAGCUGACUGUGGAACCUCUCUCAGAGCCGCUGCUGGCUGGUCUGCCUCAGACGGUGAAGUUCACUCUGUUGACGGGUCACUACACCGUGAAGAAAGGAGACGCUCUGCAGCUCAGCAACACAGACACCAUGCCCAUCCUGCCCUCCAACAGCUGCACCGCCUCCAUCAGCAACCCCGCCGCUGAGGUGGUGGGCGAAAGCGUCCUCUCCAUCCAAUCGUCCGAGAAGGUGACCAGCAUCAGCCUGCCCCCCACGCCCCCCUACCACACCCUGGAGUUCCAGCUGGAGGUCCUGUGCAUCAUCCCGUCCGGGUUGGACCGCCCCCCCAACGAGAGGCUGACCAACGGAGAGGUCCGUCACCGGCCACGCAGCUACAGCCACCCAGACACGCCCAUGACCGCCAUCGACCAAAGGAUGUCUAUCGACUGUCCGUGGUCCAUCUACUCCACGCUGCUCGCCCUCACCUUCUACAUCCCCUUCAAGACCAAACACUCACUGCUUUCUGCUGGUAACAGGAAGUACAUCCAGGUGUGUGUGCAGAACGUGUCAGACGUGAACUUCACUCUGGCAGAAGUGAAGCUGACAGAGAAGCAGCACGCCUCGCUGGAGCUGCAGUCCCUCAACACUAAAACUAAACAGCUUUUAUGCAGUAAGCACAGUGUGUUCUGCUUGUGGGAGGUGAGGUGGAAGGACGACCUGCCUUCUUGCCUCCAGUGCGUUUUCUCCGCCAACUUCUCUCCGCUCGACCAAGACGUCUCCUCCUUCAAACCCUUCCACUACCAGUUCCAGCUGGAGAGAGUCACGACGCUGUACAGUGUGAGAGCUGAGAUCCUGCCUCCUGCCGGCGAGCAGCACUGUCGCUCCGGUUUGCUCUGCGGACUGGAGGUGUGUAUCACACGACUGAGCGAGCCUGCUGAGGGAGAGAUGGCUGAGGAGAGCAAGACCGACACUGAUGGCCUCAAAACCACCAAACUCAUGUAUGAAGUGGCAGACAGCAGCAGUAACUGGGCAGUGUGUGGGAAGAGUUCAGGGAUGGUGUCCAUGCCCGUCUCUGCGAACGCCACACACAAGGUUCAGAUAGAGGUGAUGCCUCUGUUUGCUGGACAUCUGCCUUUCCCCAAGAUCAAAGUGCUCAAAUACCUGCCACACACUGCUGCAGUGGCUAUCCAGCCAGACCCUGACAGCUGUGUGGAGAACGACAGUCUGUCUCUACUGGAUAAGACGCUGGAUGACCAGGGAGACACGGCCAGCAUCCGCAGCCGAGGCAGCGUUCACUCUGUGGGCAGCGGGGAGCAGCAGCAGAAGGGCGUGGCCAUGCCUCGCCUGGAACCCUUCAGCCCAGGACAGGUAUUCAACCACAGCCAGACCCGGCAGGUCCUGGUGCUGCCCGCCACCGACGACCACAUCAUGGAGGUCAACGCUACAUGACCCUGGUGCCCGGACCACCCGCCCCCCUUCUCAUAGGACUCAACCCCCAGGCCCUGGAUAGACUCUGCUGAGCUUUUCUUUUUUUGUUUUGCUCCAGGGCAACAGGGGGGUACAUGAGUCCAUUUCGAAAAACUGCUGCAGAUCGCUGUGACAGACCCCCCCCUCCUCGUCCUCCUCGUCUAAAGCAUGAAACGUUCACAUCACUGGAGACAUUAUGGACUAGACACAGUGAAGAGCCAAUGACAUCUGCUGAUACAUUUAAAUAAAGAAUUUUUCUUUGCCAUACUUUGUACAUAGCUCAUUGGAUGGAUUUAUAGUUAUAAAUAUAUAAAUAUAUAUAUGGACUGAACCAGAUGGGCACCCGUAGUGCUCCAUUCGAACUGAAGAAUAACACUCCUGAUUGUCCCAUGAUGCACCAAAGCCCUACGUGUGUGUGUGUGUGUGUGUGUGUGUGUGUGUGUGUGUGUGUGUGUGUGUGUGUGUGUGUGUGUGUGUGUGUGUGUGUGUGUGUGUGUGUGCGUGUGCGUGCGUGCGUGUGUGUGUGUGUGUGCGCAUGUGUGUGUGUGUCAAUCAGCUUCUCAAGUACUGUAACUCUUGACUGAGUGUGUCCAGCUGUGAGUCUCACCACUCCUGCAGUCUUUCGCUUUCACAUCUGAGACUUUUGCCUUCGAUAGUUACAUCUGAGUCACAAACAUACGCUGCUGUUUUUUACUGGAGUCGGGGGGGGGGGGGGCUUGUUCCUAAAUUCAGGAUCAUCAGACUACACAAAACCAACCUGAUUACCGGCUCGUCGUUAUGAGGAGCGUAUCAUAGUGGAACACGUCUUUUAACCUCCUGUGACCUUGCGUCCUCAUUUGUUGUCCUCAUUUGUUGGACCUUUUACUUAACUUUGCUUAACUUUGACCCGUCAUCCUCAUUCGUACACACGU